GCCAAAUACAAAGACAAGAUCUUCCUAACAACAAGUGAUUCUUCUCCAAGCUGUGUCCUGAUUGGUUGGUGUGACAUUUCCUGUUUCUGUCAACCUAAACAUGGACAAACACAGACUGCACUCUCUGCUUCUGCUCUUACUUCUUCGACACACAGAGGUGACUGCAGAUGGAAAAUACUUCCACAUUCUGAAGACGUGUCAGUUCAUCGAGGAGGGCUCGCAGUUUGAUGUGCAGUAUCAGAUUCGGUACCAGUACAAUGGCCGCCUGCAGGCGCUGUACAACAGCUCUACAGAGAAGGUGGUUGGAUUCACAGAGUACGGAAACAUGUUUGCAGAUGAAGUUAAUAAAGAUCCUCAAUACCUGAAGGUCAGGAGAAAUGACCUGAACUACUACUGCAAAAUCUACGCUGCUCUGAUAUACAAAGACAUACAAGGGAAAGCAGUGCCUCCUGUCACCAGGCUGAAGUCAGUGAAGUCCGGUAGCAGCGGAGACUCUGAGGUUUUGGUCUGCAGUGCCUACAACUUCUACCCACAGCAGAUCAAACUGUCCUGGCUGAGAGAUGGCGUCGUCAUACCAGACACCCCAAGCAUGGUGACCACAGAGAUGCCUGGCGGUGCCUGGCGCUACCAGGUCCACUCCCAUCUGGAACGCUCCCCGGACACAGGGCAAGACAUCCGCUGCAUGGUGGAGCACGUCGGGCUGCAGGAGCCUCAGCUGCUGCAACUGGACCAGUCUGAGCUGGAGUCCCAGGUGUCCUGGCCACUGGGUGGAUCCUUUCUGGGAGUCGGAGUGACUGUUCUGCUCUGUGCGACAGGAUUCUGCUGGUGGAAGACACACUGAGCUGAGAGCACCAGACAGAAUAUACUAGUCCUGGAAACAGAUAUUUCUCUAGAAACUGCUGUAGAUGUUUCACAUUUAAAACUAAAGCAACAGACUGGUUUAUAUGUUCAUUAGCCAGACGUAUCUCCACAGCGCUGUGCCAGUGCUGGAGAAAGGUCUGGCUGCACCCACUUUCAAUUCUGCUAUAGGGGAAGAAACACUCUGGCUUGUUUGUAUUUCUUUAAGCCAAUCACAACCGUCCUGGGUGGCACUAAGCUCAGGAUGCAGCGAUGGUGGUGCCCUCGCAAAAUAGUGACACGGGGAACUUUUUUGAGCCCUGGCAUUAAAAUGGCUAAAUCCCUGCAAAUGAAAAGGCCACAUAAAACAGUAAAAGAUGUAUGUCGACUAUGUUAUAAGACUUUUACUGAUAAACAAAGACAACCAUAACUCUCUAUUUUCAGUGUGUAGGUUGUUGUUGUUGUUGUUGUUUCAUGUAACGUUGGACAUUUUGAAAACAGUAACACACAGAUAUCAGAAGGGGAGAAUGCCGCCUGAAAUAAAUCGUCAAUGGCAGGCUUAUACCCGCAGUCUACAUCCAGACAGUCAGGCUACAUGUUCAUUAGACUUUUACAAGAAUAAACUGUUUAUGUGUUCAGUAAACUCACUCCUUUAUGUCUGAAGUGUCUGAAUUGAACAAACAGUCAAAUGUUCAGUGAUCUAGUCUGUAACUUCACAUAUACUUCAAAUAAAUAUU
Thunnus maccoyii (southern bluefin tuna) is the source of this 1574-nucleotide messenger RNA. RefSeq names its product class II histocompatibility antigen, M beta 1 chain-like. The record is from RefSeq and is a predicted model, not a curated record. Gene Ontology annotation, cellular component: membrane; MHC class II protein complex. The transcript has 4 exons. Gene Ontology annotation, biological process: positive regulation of T cell activation; antigen processing and presentation of exogenous peptide antigen via MHC class II; immunoglobulin production involved in immunoglobulin-mediated immune response. The coding region runs from base 101 to 841 and encodes 246 amino acids. Lineage: Eukaryota; Metazoa; Chordata; Actinopteri; Scombriformes; Scombridae. Gene Ontology annotation, molecular function: MHC class II protein complex binding.